AUGGGAGCCCCCAGGAUAAAGGUGUCCGUUAUCUCGCGGCUACUCGUGCUCCUAUUGUGCAUCCCCCCCUCCCACGCGCAGGACGAGUACUCUGGUUACCACUCAGGUGAUGAACACACCUAUGAGGGCUCCUUGGUCGACAACUAUGAGCAUUCAGGAUACCCACAACCAGAGGAAUACCCACCGGAGCACACUCACAGCUAUGAGGAGCAGCAACCCUCAUCUGGAUAUGACCCCUAUGUACCAGCCCCCACCAGCGUGAGCAUGAUCACAGAGGACUCCUACCCCUACACCACCACCACACAGGUGCCAUACGAGCAGGAGCCCUACUACGAAGAGUCGCUCCAGGCCCCUGGUGGUGGGGAGGCUUCUCUGGGGGAGGAGGGGCCAACAGACUGUAACUGUGAGCCAGGAGAGCCAGGGUUCGCUGGGUUUGCAGGGCCCAAGGGAGCCAGAGGACUGCAAGGUAAAGAUGGCUUCCCUGGGGCUCAAGGACGCGAGGGGUACAAAGGAUACAAAGGAGUUCUAGGAAGAGGAGGAGACACAGGGCCUGAGGGUGACUCCGGGCCUGAUGGGGAGGAUGGUGCCUCUGGUUUCUCUGGAGCCCAGGGCUUGCCUGGUCUUCCUGGCGAUCCAGGUGAGACUGGGGUGCUAGGUCUGAAGGGUGACAUCGGUAUGGAGGGGCCACGCGGAGGAGUCGGGGUAACGGGUGAGACUGGUCCAGUUGGUGAGGCAGGGCCUGGUGGGCCUGAUGGAACUGGAGGUAUCAAGGGAUCAACUGGAGCAGAAGGGAAACAGGGUCCUGAGGGAACAGACGGGGAAAAGGGUCAGAUUGGAGCACCUGGAUUCUCAGGAGACCAUGGGGAGAUGGGCUAUAAUGGGUAUCCUGGAGAGCCAGGAGGCAGAGGAGAGACCGGUCACAAGGGUGACCAAGGCCCAGGGGGCAUGCCAGGCAGUGAUGGGGAGCCUGGAGAGGAUGGUCCUCUUGGAGUUCCUGGGGUGAUCGGCUUUCCUGGAGAGUUUGGACAAAAGGGCGCGAGAGGGGAUCGUGGUGUGAGGGGACCUCUUGGGAGAGUAGGAGCUGGGGGGCCUCAAGGAGAGAGGGGAGAUGCAGGAGUUCCAGGGAAACCAGGACCUAAAGGCCUGCAGGCCCAGCCUGGAGCCAAAGGGGAGACAGGUCCCGAUGGUGAUAAGGGUGGGGUUGGAAUAACUGGAGUGAAGGGAGGGAAAGGAGACAAGGGAAGUUUUGGAGCACAUGGUGACAAAGGGAAGCAAGGGGAGAGAGGUACCAUCGGCCCUGAUGGCAUUGUUGGACGAAAUGGACCCCCCGGUAUCCCAGGCUCCAGAGGAGAGCCAGGUCCAGGCGGUGACCUGGGCGUCAAAGGUGGCUCUGGACCUAAAGGAGUGCCAGGUGCCCCUGGCCCUGGGCUGACAGAUGAGCAGGUAUUGCAGCUGUGUACAGGAGUGGUGACAGCCCAGAUCUCCCAGUAUGCAGCUUCCAUCCGGGCCAAGUGUUCCCAAGGCUGCCCCAUCAACAACCGCACACUCAUUGGGCCGCCCGGAACCAGGGGACCAACUGGAGAAUCAGGCAAACCCGGUAAAGUGGGCAAAGCUGGAGUCAAAGGAGGCAGGGGCAUCCAAGGGGACACAGGAGUGGAUGGUCAGAAGGGGGCAGAGGGUGAAAGAGGAACAAAAGGUCCGAAAGGAAAGGGGGGUGAGCCUGGUAAAGGUCUGCCAGGACACGAUGGGCAUCAAGGCCUCAGAGGGAUGCCAGGCCACCCAGCAGAGCCAAAUAAUGGUAUGGCAGGUCCCAGAGGGCCCCGUGGUUUCACAGGCGCUUUAGGUCAGCCUGGCAUGGCGGGCAACGCAGGAGUGCCCGGCUUCUGUGAGGCACGGGACUGCAGCAUUCACGCGCCUGUGAUGCGCAAGGAGCAGGGCCUAGUGAAGGGACCCCGUGAUCUAAGCCCCAAGAUCUAACCCCAACAAGGAGCUUCAGGAAAAUGUGAAGGAAUGGUCAACGAUGAGGGGUCAUGUUGGACGGUCGCUCCAUGGCAACGUUGGGGUUAAUUCCAUUCACAUCUCAGCCAUACCAGGAAUUGAAGUUGACAUUGAGUUUAACUGGGAAAUGACCAAUGUGUACAGCGUUGAUCUUUUUGAAUUUCAUAGCUAAUUCAAUUCCUGUAAUGACUGAUAUUGAAAUGGAAUUAAUCUGAGCAUUGUUCAAUGUGGCUCACCAGUGUUGGAAGGGUUUGGUGGGACACGCUGGACUCUGCACAGGGAGAUGAAGGCUCCCAAUGAACUCUAAUGUUUAGGCAUAAUUGAUCACUUUUUUUUCUAGGCGAAAACAAUCCUUAUGAAUUUUUUAUGCUAAAACAAAAAAUUCAAUUGUCUUCCUCCAAGCAAACCGUAAGUAAAGGGGCUUGAGAAACUGGCUAAAAGAAAUUGGCAGAAAAUGAAACUUGCAGGUGUCUCUGGCUACCAGUCAGGUUUUGUUUUUGAUAUGAUCAACAAUGCUGCGCUUACAUGGAAAAUAAAAAGUUAUGUAAAUAAUUUUGUAAAGUAUCGCAAGUACAUGUACUGUGUGUUCUGAAAUAUCACUGUUUUAGAUAAAUUCUGUCUUACUUUUCUUAA
Messenger RNA from Oncorhynchus nerka (sockeye salmon), 2631 nucleotides. RefSeq names its product collagen, type I, alpha 1b-like. Lineage: Eukaryota; Metazoa; Chordata; Actinopteri; Salmoniformes; Salmonidae. The transcript has 26 exons. The record is from RefSeq and is a predicted model, not a curated record. Bases 1 to 1977 code for a protein of 658 amino acids.